Suillus bovinus is the source of this 1998-nucleotide messenger RNA. RefSeq names its product glycoside hydrolase family 15 protein. Gene Ontology annotation, biological process: carbohydrate metabolic process. Lineage: Eukaryota; Fungi; Basidiomycota; Agaricomycetes; Boletales; Suillaceae. The record is from RefSeq and is a predicted model, not a curated record. Gene Ontology annotation, molecular function: hydrolase activity, hydrolyzing O-glycosyl compounds. The transcript is spliced from 27 exons. Bases 1 to 1998 code for a protein of 665 amino acids.
AUGAACAUUCAAAAUCCAAGCACUGAACGUGACUACAUCCCUAUUGCCGACCAUGGCUUGAUCGGUAAUCUGAGGACUGCUGCUCUGGUCAGUCUUGAUGGAUCAAUCGAGAGUUAUUGUAUCCCAAAUUUCGACUCCCCCGGCGGCCAUUUCUCCAUCACACCGACCGUUCCUUUCAGCACCAAGCACAACUACUUGCCGAGCUCAAACGUGCUACAGACCAAGUUUCUCAACGAGAAGGGCGUAGUUAGUGUCACCGACUUCCUUCCCCGCCUAGAGAAUGGCGAAUCUACGCAUCCGUUAAUGUUUUGGCUCGUCAGGCGUGUCGAGGUGGUCCGCGGUACUGUCCCGCUGCGCGUCGAAUGCGCUCCCGCCUUCAACUAUGCUCGGGACCCCCACGCUACCCAAAUUGUCCCCGACGAUACCAUUCCACUCCAAUUUUCCAAACAAAACAAAGUCGUCUUCACUUCGAGGCCCGCUGCCUCCCCAUAUCUUGAGAAGGGCGCGGGCGCUCAGAACACGGCGCAUAGCCCGCUCACGCUUGACUUGCGAUUCCUUCCCGAGUCUUUGCUUGAGAAUGUCCCUGUACCUGAGGUUUCUUUGAAGACCCUGAAUCUCAGUGCAAAGGGUCACCUGGGCUUGGCCGCACAGACAGAAUUGACGCUCGUAGAGGGUCAGCGGGUGACGUUUGUGUUGCGGAUUGCGCCUGAGCAUAAAGGUAACAGUGGGUCGGGUAUAAAUGAAGAGCAAGCAGAGCUGCUAGGAGUUAAUUAUCAGAAGCUGAUGGCGGGUGCACACAAGAUGAGGUCAAAGGAUGAUCCUGUCAUGACCAGCGAACUCCUCGACCAUCUGUUUGUCUCUACCAAUAAUUACUGGAACUCUUGGGUCAGGAAAUCCACCUACCAGGGUUCGUGGAAGGAGGCUGUGCACCGAAGUGCAUUGGCGUUAAAGUUGCUCAUAUAUGAACCCACUGGCGCCAUUGUCGCGAGCCCGACAUUCAGCUUGCCCGAAUACAUCGGCGGGACUAGAAAUUGGCACGCUUAUCCUUCUUCACCGUAUAUGGACUUCAUCUUUGAGCGGCUGAAGAACAAGAACCCAGAUGGUGGCAAAGAUCUGGAGGAGAUAGAGCUUCUCCAUCUUGAUGGACACAAAGGUUCUAAGCCUGUUCGUAUUGGCAAUGGCGCGGCUGAUCAUGUCCAACUGGACAUUUACGGUGAAUUGAUGGAUUGUAUUUACCUCGGACAGAAGUUCGGUAGACCAUUGGUGAUCGUUGUCGCAAACUACAAGAAACCCGACUUAUCCAUAUGGUCAGUACGCGUCAGGAAGGAGUGUUUUGAGGCUAAGUGUCAAUGUCCAUAUUGCAGGGAAGUCCGGGGCAAGGAGCGCCAUUUCACAGUGGUUGCAAUUGAUAGAGGUCUUCGCCUGGCGGACAAGCGUUCUCUCCCUUGUCCUCGCCGCCUAGAGUGGCUUACCGCACGCGAUGAUCUUUACGAAGAAAUCAUGCACAAGGCAUGGAACAAGGACCUGCAGGUCUUCGGGCAGAGUUAUGAAGAGACAGACGUGCUUGAUUCAUCGGUGCUCAUUAUGCCCCUCGUGUUUUUCAUGACGCCGUCUGACACACGGUUUGUGAGCACACUCAAGCAGAUUCUCAAGACGCCUGAAAGGGGAGGAUUGACCUCUAAUAACCUCGUCUACCGGUAUGAUGUGAAUAAAUCUGAUGAUGGCGUAGGAGGUGAGGAAGGCACGUUCUGUCUCUGUACGCUGUGGUGCGUCGAGGCUCUGACUCGUGCCGGCGAGUACGAGAGGCCACUUUUGCAGCGUGCUGUGGCGAUGUUUGAGGACUUCCUGUUGUAUUUAAAUCACGUGGGCUUGUGCAGUGAGGAAAUCUCGGAGUCAGGCGAUGCGCUUGGAAAUGCCGUCCAGGGUUUCACCCAUGUGACCCUCAUUUCCGCGGCGUACAAUCUUUCGAGGACACUGGCAAAUCAGCGAUCCGUGUAG